AUGCUCAUCCGUGCAGGGGAUGAGGUUGAUGACCAAGCGGGGAGCAUUGCCAAUCACAAUGGCAAACUGGUGGACGUUAGACGAGUUGCCAAGGAUUUUCUCAUGAACCUCAGGAUCAAUACGGUUAUCCACAGUGGUGUUGAGGAGGUGGAUGUUCUCUUGGGAAUGGGGAAGAGCCGCCGAGAUAAGACGAUUGGGAUGGCCACGGCCACGAGCAACAAUGGCUUUGAGGGCGGGAGUGUUGAAAUGCAUGGUAGCAGGAAACGGAGAGUUGGGCAGAUGAGAGGAUGCUUUGCAACUGCUGGGGUUAAAGACGGCGAAGGUGCUGAGCGGGAAAGGUAG
Molecule: messenger RNA, 342 nt
Organism: Seminavis robusta
Lineage: Eukaryota; Bacillariophyta; Bacillariophyceae; Naviculales; Naviculaceae
Source: the annotation of a GenBank genome assembly